Messenger RNA from Micromonas pusilla CCMP1545, 600 nucleotides. Its product is annotated as ubiquitin-like protein. Gene Ontology annotation, molecular function: protein binding. The coding region runs from base 1 to 600 and encodes 199 amino acids. The record is from RefSeq and is a predicted model, not a curated record. The transcript has a single exon. NCBI's taxonomy places the organism in Eukaryota, Viridiplantae, Chlorophyta, Mamiellophyceae, Mamiellales, Mamiellaceae.
AUGCACGUGCGCGUCAAGCGCGGCACGAAGACGUUCUUCAUCCUCGUCCACCCCUCGGAGACGAUCAUGGAGCUCAAGCAGAAGAUCCAGAGCGCGACGGAGAUUGACUUCCCCCCUACCGGGCUCCACAUCGAGCGCCAACGCCUCACCUCCGGUCCGAACAUGGCGCGCGUCCUAGAAGACCGCUACCAGCUCUCGCAGCUGAAAGUGGACAACGACCAGGUGUUAGCGCUGACGAUACGCGCGGACGGGGAAGACGAGAGCGCGUACGAGGACGUCGUGAUAUGCGAGAUCGGGACGCCGGAGGCUGAGGCGUGGAUCGCGAAGGAGGAGGAGGCGCGCGCCAAGGAGAGAGAGGAGACGGCGGCGCGAGACGCGGCGGAGGCGGCGGAGCGCGCGGCGCAGAUGAAACUCGACGACGUCGUGAAUAGGGAGAAAGAAGGAGGAGGAGGAGGAGGAGGAGAGGGCGCUGACGGAGACGGUGACGUCGUCGCGGAGGGGGAGGAGGAGGCGGCGGCGAAGAAGGAAGAGGAGACCCCCGCGGCGGAUGAUGAUGAGCCCGCGGCGGCGGCGGCGGAAGAUCCCGCGGCGGCGGAGUAG